UAGAGUAUCAUCGGCUAUGUUUAGUCACAUUUUCAAAGAAAAAGAAAAAAAUUUAGUCACGGUAAGUAUGUUCAGUGGGAUUACUUAAAUUUAUCGUGUUUACAGCCCGAACUUAACGAUAGUGAGGAAAUUCGAGUUCAAAUCCUACUUCCGACUAACAAACUAACAGAAGAGAAUCCGUUGAUUUUCUCACAAAUUUUACAAGGAUGGUUCAGGAAUCCUUAUUUGAAGAACUUUACAAUGAGCUCUUUAAGUCUAGUGACUUUAAAAUUCCGACCACGAAGGAAAAAUCACAGCGUAUGCAGAAAAUUAUUCAAUCUCUGGACCUUCUCCAGAGUGAAUUCUGCGAAUCUUCAUUUAACGAGUUUAUGCAUGAGUGCUCCAAAUCCAUGUUAAAGAAGGCAAAGGAAGCCGCUGAAUCCGUAGCCGUGUGGAUUGUCUCGAAAAAACCACUGAUAGAAGGUUUAUUACAUAUAAUGGUUUUUCGUCAAUCAAACAUUGAUCUCGCCUUUGGAGAUGUACACAAUGAAGCUUCCAUUGUCAAGUUGGCAUUCCUAUUUCGCUUAUUCCUAUUGGAGCCCCCUGACAUUCUGCAUCUGAUGAACAAUCCCCAUUCACUGUUCAUUGUUCAAGCUGGAUUUCAGCUGUUUUUGGACCUGUUUGGCUCAAAGCUAAUGCCAUUAUUAUGUCAAGAUGGGAUCCUAUGGGAUGGUGCUUGGAAGUUAUUAGAAGACCUUCAGCAGCUAAAUGAGGAUGAAUGGGAUGCCUGUCUGGCUACAGUGCUACAUCAAAUUAUAUCCUUCUAUCUAUCAAAAGGUCCAACUGUUCUUCAGAAAGCUCCAAUGAAAUUCCUCAUACAACUUCUCGCAAAACCAUGUUUUGCAAGAAGUUUCCUUGAAUCAAUCACUCUCUUCCCUGAUUCAAGCAAUGUCAGUGCUGACAAAAUUGCAAUACAUGCAGCAUUGCAAAUAUUUGAGACAGUCUACAAGUCAAGCCCUCUGACAAUAGUAACUAAUUGUGCGUCAAAACUAGUUGAUCCUUACACAGAUUCAGCUCUCGUAAGGCUAGAAUGCUUAUCUUUGUUGGGGAAAAUCAGAUUGCACAUGGCAAGUGGUAUAAUCGAGCAUGGUGCUCUGCAAACAUGGCCAGCAGAAGCCAUUUACAAUAUAAUGACUAGUGUUCUCAGUGACUCAAGUGUACGAGUGAGGCGAUCUGCUAUUCAGCUUUUACUGCAGAUUGAGCCUCCAGAAGUGGAUGAAAAAGAACUAUUGUACACAGUCUUUCUGAAGACUCGCGAUCAAGACAAGAGAGUGAAGCUUUUGGCUUUCCAGAGGCUAAUAAGGUUUCCAAUGCAGCUUCUGUAUUCUAACUUUGAGGCAAGGGACUGGAAGCUUAUAUUUCAACAAGCGCUGGCAAAUGAAGGAUCACAUGUCUAUCACAUUGCAAAGGAUUUAUUACUCAAGUUUCUAUCCUCGGACUCAAUGCCACCAUCUCGGAGGCUCAAGAUGCUUGAUUUUGCCCACAAAGAUAAUUACAAGAAGUAUGGAAAGUUCAUAGGGAAUCACAUAGCUGAAAUUUUCGAAAUGGAAGUCAUGUUUCUUGACUUAUAUUCCUGUGAUGAUGAGAAUCAAAAUACAGAAACUUAGCAUAGAUUUGGAAUGAUGUGCAUAAUAUUUCUUCUACUUCUAUCCCUUGUGGUAAUCUUAUUAAUGCUAUCAUAUGAUUUUGAAGCACCUUAGAAUAUGGUGGCAUUUUUGUUUUUAUGAAAGGAGUAAAAAUUUAUUAAA
This is a messenger RNA of Cryptomeria japonica (Japanese cedar), 1787 nucleotides long. RefSeq lists its product as uncharacterized. Bases 207 to 1646 code for a protein of 479 amino acids. The record is from RefSeq and is a predicted model, not a curated record. NCBI's taxonomy places the organism in Eukaryota, Viridiplantae, Streptophyta, Pinopsida, Cupressales, Cupressaceae. The transcript is spliced from 10 exons.